Xiphophorus hellerii (green swordtail) is the source of this 1952-nucleotide messenger RNA. RefSeq names its product regulator of microtubule dynamics 2 (gene rmdn2). The record is from RefSeq and is a predicted model, not a curated record. Gene Ontology annotation, cellular component: mitotic spindle pole; cytoplasm; spindle microtubule. The coding region runs from base 315 to 1523 and encodes 402 amino acids. NCBI's taxonomy places the organism in Eukaryota, Metazoa, Chordata, Actinopteri, Cyprinodontiformes, Poeciliidae. Gene Ontology annotation, molecular function: microtubule binding. The transcript has 13 exons.
AAGGAUUUCUUAAACAUGCAUGGAAAAAAUCAAAGCAACACUCCAGAUUGGACUUAAAUCAGCCGCAGCAAGGACGGCUCGGUGCUCUGGCUACAGGUCCAAGGUUGCUGCGAUAAUGAAUGUGUGGCAACAUUUCAGGCCACAGUGCAUAUUAAACCAGAACUCAGUGCAGAAACGUGCUCAAAGGAAAGACUUACUGAUGAGCGUUUACCUGGAACCUUCUAUUGUGACGCAUAAUUCCACACGGAACGUUUUGAUCGUUGCACCCGCGAGCUGUCAAGUCAACAGAAGUAGCUCCCAUCGUACCAGUGAGGAUGGCUCAGACAGACAGCAAGGUUCUGGUUCUGGGAGCGCUGGCCGGAGUGGCUGGCAUCAGCCUGGCCGUGGUGUUUUACCGCGGCUUAAGGUCCAAGCGAAGAGUCUCCUGGCCGGGCUUCUACCAGAACCGCACCAACGACCCCGGAUCCGGCCUGCUGCUGGUGGACGGCCCUGUUCUGCCCAGGGGUCAGGCCGAGGUGCUGGAGCGCCUGGAGGCCCUGAUCCAGUGUGUGUCUGAGCUGAAGGAAGAGAUGAAGGCGCUGAAGACCGCGCUGCCCUCCCUCCCGGACCAAGUCAGGGAGGAGCUGAAGGGCCACAGCGAGGCGCGGCGAGUCAGCGCCCAGCACAGGACGGCAGCGACGAGGAGGAAAAGAACAGCGGGCGCCGCUAGCAGCCCAGGCGGACAGAGCUCAGAGGACGCAGAGAGCGAGGGAGGGUACAUGACUGCGCUGACAGACUCCGAGGAUGAAGAGCAAAGCGAUGAAGAGCAAACUCAAGGCAAGCUAUCCGUCCUCCUCGACAGAAUCGACCGCUUGCGUCAGGGCGGCGAGUCGGACAAAAGGGAAAGUCUGAGCGUCCUUCUGGAGCAGAGAGACGAGUUUGGGCAGAACUCAGAGUUUCUGUGGCGGCUGACCCGAGCGUACUGCGACGUUCACGACGUUACCGUCACUCUGGAGGAGAAAAAGACUCAUGCAGAAAACGGUAAAGCGAUUGGUGAAGAGGCCAUUACAGUGAAUCCCAAAUGUGCUGAAAGUCAUCAGUGGUACGCCAUCAUGUGUGGAAUCAUGGCAGAAUACGACUCGAUACAAAACAAGAUAAAGAACGGUUACAUCUUUAAGGAUCACCUGGAUAAAGCCAUCGAGUUGAAGCCUCAGGACCCCCUGUCCUACUACCUGCUGGGCCGCUGGUGCUACGCUGUUGCUCAGUUGUCGUGGAUUGAGAGGAAAGUUGCUGCAACGCUAUUUGGAGAACCUCCAAGCGCCACAAUCGAAGACGCACUGAAGAAUUUUCUGAAGGUUGAAGAGAUUCAUCCGGCGUACUCGAAGCUGAACUAUGUGUUCCUUGCUAAGUGUUAUAAAGCUUUGGGGCAGAGCGAGAAGGCCAGGAAGAUGUGUGAAGCUGCAUCUUCCAUGAACACCGUCUCCAAAGAGGAUGAAGAAGCACAAAAGGAGCUGGAUUUACUCUACCCUUCAGUCAGAGUGUGAAAACGCUAAGGAACCAAUCUGAAGUUAUUUAUAUCUAUAUAUAUAUAUCUAUAUAAUAUGCAGGGGGAAACGAUGGGUGAAAAUAUCUGUUUGAUUCACUCUGUGAGUGUAACAAUAUCAUAUAUAUUUUUUAGUUUUCUUAUUCUAACGGUUAAUUCUCGUUUCUAAUCAUGAAAAAGUUCAUAUCAAUCAAUUUUUUUCCUAUAAUCUGAGUUUAUUCAUUUAUAUGCUGUGAUUAUGUAUGUGAUUUUUUUUUUUUUCUUGUACAUGCUCCAGACUUUAUACACAUGGGUGACGCAUUAGCGCCAUAUACACUGCAAAAACAAUCUUACCAAGUAUUUCUGGUCUAGUUUCUGGUAAAUAUCUUAGUACACUUUAAAUAAGACAAAACAAACUAACAAGUAACUUUUCAGCAAAAUGAAUAAGCCU